Molecule: messenger RNA, 341 nt
Organism: Salvelinus sp. IW2-2015
Lineage: Eukaryota; Metazoa; Chordata; Actinopteri; Salmoniformes; Salmonidae
Source: RefSeq, a predicted model, not a curated record
CAGAUGACAACAAGCCAAUCUGGAUGCAUGCGGAGGAGAGAGAGGAGAGCAAGGGGAAGAGGAAGGAAGCUAGUCCCUGUGUAGAGUAUGGGAGCUGGUACAAGGCCUGCAAAGUUGACAGUCCUACUGUCAAUACCACCCUGAAGAGCCUGGGGGCGCUGUACCGCAGGCAGGGUAAAUUACAGGCAGCUGAGACACUGGAGGAGUGUUCUACCAAGACACGCAAGCAGGUACUYGUAAUACACUAUCGGGUACUGGUAAUACACUAUCGGGUACUGGUAAUACACUAUCGGGUACUGGUAAUACACUAUCGGGUACUGGUAAUACACUAUUACUAUCAG